CCCAACACCUAAGCACAGACAACUCCAUUCAAAACCCAUUAUUUUCUCUUCAAAAUACUUCAAAAAUCACCAUCAAAGAGAUGAACUACUUUCUCCUCCUCCUCUUUCUCCACCUCCUCCUCCUCCCAACCUCAGAACCCGCCAGGUUCACCUGCACCAGCCCCUCAAAGUCCACGUGUCACUCCCUAAUCGGCUACACAACCCCAAACGCCACAACCCUCCUCCGCAUCAAAUCCCUCUUCCAAAUCAAAUCCCUCCGUUCUCUCCUCGCCGCAACCCUAUCCCUACACCAUCGCCCCUCCACUCAGUCCGAGGGGCUCACUACCCCGGGUUAUUGGGUCCGGACCGCCUGCGCGCGUGGACCCGUGUACAAAGUCAAAGCUGGCGAUGGACUCGACUCCAUCGCGCGUAAUGUCUUUAACGGGUUUGUUACUUACCAAGAGAUUGCAUCCGCUAGCAACAUUACGGAUCCGAACUUGAUUGUGGUGGGCCAGGGGUUAGUGAUCCCGCUGCCCUGCAGCUGUGAUGACGCGGAGGGGGAAAGGGUCUUGCAUUACGGACACGUGGCCGGCAAGGGUAGCUCGCUGGAGGGGAUCGGGUCGGAGUUUGGUGUCUCGGGUGAGGUUUUGAUGCGGGUAAAUGGGUUGAAGGAUCCGAAAGAGUUGCAAGCGGGUCAAGUUCUUGAUGUGCCUUUGAGAGCAUGCUCGUCCUCAAUAAGUAGCACCUCCAUCGAUCAUGACUUGCGUGUCCCAAAUGGAAGCUACAUCCUCACAGCCAACAACUGUGUUCAAUGCGGCUGUAGCUCUGACUCUUGGCAAUUGGACUGCAAGCCGACCAAAGGAAUAAAUUCAGGGUCAUGCCCUGCAGCAAAAUGCGAUAACAUGGACAUGGGCAACUCAACCUCCAUCUCCGUUUGCGAGCGUUCAGUGUGUUCUUAUGCCGGUUAUAACAAGACUGCCAUUUUCACCAACCUCACUACUCAAUCAUUGUGUGAUAACGGUGGAGCGCCAGGCCCUCUGCCCAGUGGUGGUUCUGCGCCGAGGCUGGGAAUGUUAGGGCUGAACGGGAUGGGGCUUCUCAUAUUUCUGCAAAUGGCUUUGAUCCUUGUUUGUGCUUUAUAACAGGAGAUUUGGUUAAAUUAAUUUGUUUCGUGGUUUCUCUUUUUUUUUUUUCCUUCUUUUUUGUUCAGCGUCGCGGUUGUACUGGUUCAGAUUAGCGUCAGCUAUUGUUAGUUUCAUACACUUUUCAUGAUUUAAUAGUUUUAAGUUCGUGGGUUAAGUGGUUUCUGACGUGAAGAGCAUUUGGAUUUGUAAGAGCUAGGAAAGAAUAAUAUUGUUAUAUGUUUGAAUGAAGGGCUUUUUAAUUUUUACUUA
Asparagus officinalis (garden asparagus) is the source of this 1373-nucleotide messenger RNA. Its product is annotated as chitin elicitor-binding protein-like. The transcript has 7 exons. Lineage: Eukaryota; Viridiplantae; Streptophyta; Magnoliopsida; Asparagales; Asparagaceae. The record is from RefSeq and is a predicted model, not a curated record. The coding region runs from base 81 to 1121 and encodes 346 amino acids.